UUCCCGUUUCGAGGAUCGAGUCAAUAUGUGGGUAUACGAAGAAGUAGUGAAUGGUCAAAAACUGACGGAGAUAAUAAACACCCAACACGAAAACAUCAAAUAUUUACCGGGUUACAAGUUGCCAGAAAAUAUUGUGGCAGUACCCGACAUAGUGGAAGCAGUAAAGGGUGCUACGGUAUUGGUAUUUGUAGUUCCCCAUCAAUUUAUUCGCAAUCUAUGCAAACAAAUGAAAUCAGCCAUUUCUAAACGCUGUAGAGGAAUCAGUCUUAUCAAAGGAAUCGACUUUAAUGAAUCUGGUCCUCUGCUGAUCACAGAUAUUAUCAAAAGUGAACUGAAUAUUCCAAUAAGUGAACUGAAUAUUCCAAUGUGUGCUUUAAGUGGUGCGAAUAUAGCGAAUGAAAUAGCGGCAGAAAAGUUUUGUGAAACAACCAUCGGUUAUGAAAACCAAGAAGAUGGAGAAUUGAUGAAAGAACUUUUUCAUGAUGAUAUGUUUCGAGUUGGUCUCGUAAAAGAUGUUCCAGGUGUUCAAGUUUGCGGUGCUUUGAAGAAUGUGAUUGCUUUAGGCGCAGGCUUUUGUGAUGCUUUAGAAAUGGGUAAUAAUACCAAAUCGGCUUUGAUGAGAAUUGGACUGAUUGAAAUGCAACGUUUUGCUAAGAAAUAUUAUUCCAACGUGAAAUUGGAAACUUUUAUGGAAAGUUGUGGAGUGGCCGAUUUGAUUACGACUUGUUAUGGUGGAAGAAAUAGGAAAUGUGCGGAAGCUUUUAUAACAACUAAAAAGCCAUGGCAUGUGCUCGAAGAGGAAUUACUCAAUGGACAAAAGUUACAAGGAACAACCACUGCUAAAGAUGUUUAUUUGACUUUAAAGAAAGACAAUGCAUUGGAAGAAUUUCCACAUAUGGUUACCAUUUAUAGAAUUGCAUUUGAAGGAUUGCCUGUCGAGAGAAUCGUAUUGGAUAUCUAAACCUUUGUAUGGUUGGAUAUGGGUUGUGUCUUGUGCAAUAAAGAUAUCAAUCCUGCA
Galdieria sulphuraria is the source of this 1018-nucleotide messenger RNA. RefSeq names its product glycerol-3-phosphate dehydrogenase (NAD+). The transcript has 3 exons. Lineage: Eukaryota; Rhodophyta; Bangiophyceae; Galdieriales; Galdieriaceae. Gene Ontology annotation, cellular component: cytosol; glycerol-3-phosphate dehydrogenase (FAD) complex. The record is from RefSeq and is a predicted model, not a curated record. Gene Ontology annotation, biological process: carbohydrate metabolic process; glycerol-3-phosphate catabolic process. Gene Ontology annotation, molecular function: NAD binding; glycerol-3-phosphate dehydrogenase [NAD(P)+] activity; protein homodimerization activity. Bases 26 to 961 code for a protein of 311 amino acids.